AUGAAUAUUAAGGAGUUGGAGGCAACACAUACUCAGGCGAAAGAUAUCAGAAGUUUGCUCAAUAUGAAGUACGAUGCUCAUCACAACAUGACUCAUAUUUAUAAUGAGACAACAAAAAUUAGGCGUGAGAGAUUGGGUGGGUUGAAACCUAUGCGGUGGACAUUGAUAGAAGCUCAACGUCUUGGCUACUUUAUUGAGUGUGAAUUUGAUGAUCAACGUCGUGUUACUAGACUCUUCCUAUGCCAUCCUGAGUCGAUUCGGAUGUUGUUGGCAUGGUAUUUUGUUGUUUUGAUAGACUCGACGUACAAGACUAACAAGUAUAAGCAGCCACUGGUUCACUUGAGAGGUGAGUGGUUGCCAUGCAGGGAAAGGUGGGCAAAUUGCUACACCAAUCGCAUCUUCCAUAUCGGUAACACGAGCACAAAUAGGGUAGAGUCGAUGCAUUCCUCCUUAAAGAAAUGGCUUGCCACUUCGACCCACAAGAUCGAUACACUCUUCCUCAGGUUUCACACAUCCGUCAACGGAAGAGUGAUUGAAUUGAGGAAGGACUUGGAGGAUUCACUUUCCAAGGUAUUCUCGUUUUUGCUUAUUUACGAAGUCUAUAUGACUCCUCCUGAUGUUUUUUCCGCUCAGAUACUGUAA
Molecule: messenger RNA, 642 nt
Organism: Linum tenue
Lineage: Eukaryota; Viridiplantae; Streptophyta; Magnoliopsida; Malpighiales; Linaceae
Source: the annotation of a GenBank genome assembly